Cornus florida is the source of this 1063-nucleotide messenger RNA. RefSeq lists its product as uncharacterized. The transcript has 3 exons. The record is from RefSeq and is a predicted model, not a curated record. Gene Ontology annotation, cellular component: cytoplasm; trans-Golgi network. Lineage: Eukaryota; Viridiplantae; Streptophyta; Magnoliopsida; Cornales; Cornaceae. Gene Ontology annotation, biological process: intracellular protein transport; protein localization to Golgi membrane; vesicle-mediated transport. Gene Ontology annotation, molecular function: GTP binding; GTPase activity. Bases 294 to 845 code for a protein of 183 amino acids.
CACUGACUCGAACCGCACGCCGUCGUGCGUGCCACGAUGGCAUUGACGGAUGCUAAUAGCUUUUCUUCGUCAUCUUCCUUAAUCUCCUUGUAAGAAGAAUAACCAUAAAAAGGGUACCAUCUCUCUCUCUUCGAUUGCAGCAAAAUCAUUGCUCUGAAUUUAGGGUUUCAAACCAAAUUGCUUUUUCCUGAACCACAGCGAACCAAUUACACCCAGCUUUCAGCUCUCACAGACACAUCAUCAAUUCGAUUCCACACCAUCGAAACCGUCGACGAUCUCUCUAAGGUGAAAAGAUGGGGGCACUAGUAUCGAGAUUCUGGUUCAUGUUGUUUCCUGCAAAGGAGUAUAAGAUCGUUGUUGUUGGAUUGGAUAACGCUGGUAAGACGACGACGCUUUACAAAUUGCACUUAGGAGAGGUUGUCACUACGCAUCCUACAGUGGGUAGCAACGUGGAGGAGCUUGUGUAUAAGAACAUUCGGUUUGAGGUUUGGGAUCUUGGUGGGCAAGAAAGACUGAGGACAUCGUGGGCGACAUAUUAUCGCGGAACUCAUGCUGUCAUUGUAGUGAUAGACAGCACUGAUAGAGCCAGGAUCUCCAAUAUGAAAGACGAGCUUUUCAGGCUGCUCUCACACGAUGAUCUUCAAAGCUCAGUUAUACUCGUCUUUGCAAACAAGCAGGACCUCAAGGAUGCCAUGACCCCCGCAGAGAUAACUGAUGCCCUUUCGCUUCACAGCAUAAAGAAUCAUGAUUGGCACAUCCAAGCCUGCUGUGCCCUCACCGGAGAUGGCCUGUAUGAUGGUUUGGGGUGGAUUGCUCAGCGGGUUACUGGGAAAGCGCCAAGCUAGAACUGGGGAAAAAGUGAAGUGUUAUUAAUACUUUGUUUAUGGGAUUGAGGGAUUCUACUUUGUGUGCCAUCUAACAUACCGAGUGAUGCGGAUGAGCAUACUUGAUUCUGUUGUUCCCGUUUUGAUUCUGCUUGAACAUAAGGUGUUAUCUUAAUGUUUCACAACAUUUGCUGAUAAUGGAUGUAUUGUUUACAAAUAUGUGCUUGUUUUGUUUUUAA